Patella vulgata (common limpet) is the source of this 3358-nucleotide messenger RNA. RefSeq lists its product as uncharacterized. The record is from RefSeq and is a predicted model, not a curated record. Gene Ontology annotation, cellular component: plasma membrane. Gene Ontology annotation, molecular function: long-chain-alcohol O-fatty-acyltransferase activity; diacylglycerol O-acyltransferase activity. The coding region runs from base 168 to 3317 and encodes 1049 amino acids. The transcript has 6 exons. Gene Ontology annotation, biological process: triglyceride biosynthetic process. Lineage: Eukaryota; Metazoa; Mollusca; Gastropoda; Patellidae.
CCCGAAUUUAGACUGUUCCAUGGUGCUGCUGCCAUUCCCGUUCUUGUGACCUUCCCUCGCCUUCUGUGGAAUACAUCUUCUCUUCACGGUUAAAGAACUCGAUGGUGAGCUCGUGGAAGACAUCAUAGGUAAUAUGAAGCGAAGGUAAUGGACUCUGGUGUCAUCCAAUGGAAAGAUCUAUUGGCCGAGAUGACCGCCAUCACACUUCUUACGUCGGAUGGGUGGAGAGGAGUCAGGACAGAAUACAAGACAAGAAGGGCGUGCAAAUGUCACGCCCCGGAACCGGUCAUGAACGAUAUACCCAACAGGAUGGUAGAACAAGUCAUCGAAACAGCGCAAAGAUUUCAGAAUUCAAAUCCGGCGGCAAGUACCAGGAGGGGUAUCAAAGCGAUAAUCAGACGGCUCCUGGAUCCACCCACCGCUCUGGUUACCCAUCCAGUAAUCAGUCCAGCAGACGGUCUAGCACUCACUCCGUUCAACCCACCUCAAAAUCAAAAACAACCAAUCAGCUGCAGUCGAGGGAUUUCAUGGCAAACGAGAAAAGCAUACCGACUUAUCCAAAAUCAGUUAAUCAAACAAAUAACCCAAAUAUUGAUCCAGGACCACGGACAUCCCAGAGAAAUAAGAGACCAACAUCACUCCAGGAUAUCCAGCCCUCUAUUCACCAGGACAGAUCUCCGGCUAAAUACAGCACACUUCCAUCUAAACGAUCAAGUCUACCACCGAAUACGGCACAAUAUACCGGAUCCCACGCAUUUAAACAGCCCGAAAAACAUCAAAAACACUACAAACGUUCGAUAUCGGCGCCCCAGGGUAAUGAUGUGCAUCAUGGUGAAUCGGCCAUGCGACCCAAGGACGUUAAGUAUAGCACGUUACAAGGACAGCGUCAUCACGGUUCUCAUUCGUCGUCUAAUAUUAAAUAUAGCACGUUACAGUCAUCUAGGCGUAGUUUACAAUCUGUCAUCACCGAGCAACCAAUAUCAGAAAAUCUGGACUUUGAGUUUAUACAGACACCCGUUAAAAAGUCUGCGAAACCCGACAUAGCCUCGUCACCCAGUAGAGUCUCCUUUCAGAAUAUACCCGUAGACAAACUGGAUGAUAUUUCUCUAGAUAUAACAUCCAGUCCCGAGACACCAAACUUCACACUAUCACAUUCCACCAUAGAGAAACAUCGUCACCAGGUUCAGCUAGGGUUCCCGAGUGCCCCCUAUCAUACUAUUCCCCUCAUUUUCCGCCAGAACACAUGUUUUUCAUGCUUUAGUGUUUUUACGUUAGUGUUUUUCUCUUUGUUGAUAUUUAUACCAUUUACUGUGAUUUUCAUCAUAUUUGUGCCUCUGUGUUUUAUCGUUAAGCGUUUAUUCGAUUGUCUUUGUUUUUGCCCAUAUUGGAGAAACUGUUGUGUUUAUUGUUGCCAUGACCACCUGACAGGAAGCGAACACGUCUGGAUAGAAUCGGAAAUGCAAUCAACAAUGGUCGCUCAGAGUUUGAUAAUCGUUGAGCACGGCCUGGAUAUUCAUAAAAUACGAGAUCUCAUAAAUGUUCGAUUAAUUUCUGCCGAGAACCGACGAGGGAAGCGUUUGUAUCCACGAUUCCGCCAGAAGGCUGCGCCAUUUUGUUGUGGUUACGCUUGGGUAAAUGAUUCAGACUUUGUUAUCAAUAAUCACGUGUUCAACAUGCCAAAUUAUAUCAAAACUUUGGAUGAACUUCAGGAAUACACAUCAGAAAUGGCGUGCAAAGGAUUACCCAUGGAACAUCCGCUCUGGGAAAUUCAGGUGUUGGUCAACUAUGGACAGCAGAAGGACACGGUCUUGUUGUUUCGGAUGCAUCCAUGCAUGACAGAUGGCGUCUCCUUGGUUAGAAUCUUAGAGCAAGCUUUAGUGGAUACCCACACCAUUCAACCAGCCGAUCUGAAUUUUGCUGGCACUUCAAGUUGUUUACAGUCUUUCAAAGCUUUCUUCCUCGGUCCUGUCACUUUUUUUCGUAAAUAUUUAUGUCUUAAACGUGAUUUUAAUUUGAUCCACGGUCGACAUAUUCAUCCAUCUGGUAAGACAGUGGUCGCUUGGUCGGAACCGUUCAGUUUGAGUGCUGCGACCAGAAUAAAACAAGUAGCUAGAUGUACUUUAAAUGAACUUUUUUUUUCCAUCGCGGCAGCUAAUAUGCGACGUUAUAUGCAAGUUAACGGAAUAUCGAAUCCUUAUAAUAUGCACUGUGCGGUACCAACAGAUUUCAACACGGAUCAGUCGACGAUAUCUAUGGGAAACAAAUACACGUUCGUAGUUCUGCCUCUUCCAACAAAUAUUGAAGGUGCUAUUCCCCGAUUAUGGGAGACUAAGUUAUCCAUGGAACAGUUCAAAUCCUCUCCCGAGGCAGCAAUUGUGCGAAAUGCAAUGUGGUUCACCCACGCUACACUGCCAAAAUCAUCUUGCCAUAAAUUUUGGAGAAAUAUCUACAAGAAAUGUACAUGUUUGCUUUCGAAUUUAGUCGGACCAAAAUCUGUUCUAAAGCUUGCCAGUCGUGAAAUUAAGUGUAUAAUAUAUUGGUUACCUCCCCUGGAUGAUAUUGCUGUGUCGAUAUCGUUUAUAACUUACGGAGAACAGAUCCGAAUGGCUGUCGUAUCGGAUCGAUCCGUGUUACCUAAUCCAGAAUUAUUAACAACAGAUUUCUUUCAUCAGUUGGAAACUUUAUCUCAGCUGUUGGCUAAUCGUAGAAUACCAGGUGAACAGUUAAAUCGUAAAAUGGAGAAUGCUCAACUUUUAUCAGGUUUUACCUUAAAAGAUCUCACUAUUGAUCAGAUGCAGUUACAGAUGACUUUAUUACAGCAAGAAAUCCAUGAAAUAAAACUUCAAUUAGACGCGAGUUCAUCUCAUCGAAUAACUCAUAGUGAGGCCCAUUUAAUGCAGAGAAUUGAGAAUUUAAAAGAACAAUUCCGUGAAAUCAUGGUGGAGUUACGACAGAAACGAGCUGAAGAGAACGAAUCAGCUGUAAUUAUUGCUGAUGAAUGCAAUUUGGAAGAUGAAACAGAUAUUGACAGGCCACAAAAACCAUUCCGAAGACGAACUUUAUCAAUGUCAUCGAGAAUGUCGACAGCCUCGGUAUCAUCUACGGUGCGCCCUCUAUCAACCACAACAUCCAAUCAGCCAUCUCCUACUCAAACCUUUCUACCAUCAUGGCCAGAGUUAGAGGUACAUGAUGUGGAAAUGGCCUUACAGUCUUCAAAUAAACCAAGUUAUAAAAAACAUCGUCUGUCAACAAUGGACGAAUAUCAACUAGACGAUACUAUCACAGAAUCAGACGAAAGACGAUAUCAAACAUAUUAAGCUUUUUCAGCUUUCCCAAAUAAAACAAGUUUUUUAAUGUA